GAUGACGAGCUGGAGGAAGAGGUGGACAUGAAGCACCGUUUCCGUAGAAACCUGAUGAAAGGCGAGGCGGAGUCCGCCAUGACCAAACAGAAACUGCAGCAGAGGAUGAGGGAGCAGUUCCAGAAGGCGAUGGGAGGAACUCCAUCAUGGGCGGAGAGCAGCGACCAGAAGAGGAGGAGGAGGAGGAGAGAUGAGGAGGAUGAAGAUGAGGAGGAUGAAGAUGAGGAGGACGACCUGCUGAGGAGGACGGGAAACUUUGUGGCGUCCUCGGACAGCCUGCCCAGCGGCAUCCUGAGGGUGAAGAAGUGUCUCCACGCCAACAGCGCCCGUCCGUCUGAGGACAGGCUGACCACCGUCCAGUUCCACCCCAGCGCUCAAGUCGUCAUGACGGCCGGCCUCGACCAGUCCCUCUCCCUGUUCCAGGUGGACGGGAAGACGAACCCGAAGAUCCAGAGCAUCCACCUGGAGCGCUUCCCCGUCCACAAGGCGCAGUUCAGCACGAAGGAGGUGGUUCGCAGUAUGAAGAUAAACGGUGAUGUCAGCGGCGUCGCGUUCUCUCCUGAUGGCAGCAAAGUCUUUGCAAACUCAGAGGAUGGGGAGGUGUAUGUGUGGGACAUGCGCAGCAGUCGGUGUGUGAACAGGUUUACGGACGACGGCUGCGUGAGGGGAACUUCCAUCGCCUCUUCUCAAAACGGGCAGUACCUGGCCUGUGGCUCUCAGUCCGGUGUGGUCAACGUCUACUCUCAGGAGGCGUGUCUUAAUUCAGCCAAUCCGAAGCCUCUGAAGGCAGUGAUGAACCUGCUGACCUCAGCGACCGCCCUGACCUUUAACCCCACAUCGGAGAUCCUGGCCAUUGCGUCGCGCGCAGAGGAUGAGGCUGUGCGGCUGGUGCACCUGCCCAGCCUCACCGUCUUCUCCAACUUCCCCGUCGCCAAGAGGAAGAUCGUUUAUCGAGCCAGCUGCCUCGACUUCUCCCCGCACAGCGGCUUCUUCUCACUGGCUAACAACAAAGGCCACGCCCCCCUCUACAGGUUGCUGCAUUACAAAGAGUUCUGAGGGGCGGAGCUUCGAGCAGGAAUCAGACUGUUUCUGUAAAUACUGAAACCUGCAGAGGACCAAUCAGCUGCAGGAGGCGGAGUUUGUUUUAUUGUUUGUAUGAUGUGAUUUCAUAAAGACUCAACGAGGAUCCCCGACGUCGUUCUGAACCGUUUCAAAUAAAACUCACUAAAAAUCAUCAAAACACAAAAAUGUGAAAGAAAAAACAUUUUGUGUGGAUUUGUCAUCGUGGAAAAAAUGUUUUUGUUUGUCUUAAAAACAAAGUUUCAUUUUGAGUUCAGAUAAAAUCUUUUAUUGAUAAAUAACAUCGCAGUGAGCUUUAAAGAGGAAGUCUUUGAGCUGCAGGUUCAUAAUAACUGUAGAAUCUCAUCACAGAAAUCACUGAUUAGCUCAUCGUCUGAUAAACACACA
Neolamprologus brichardi is the source of this 1467-nucleotide messenger RNA. NCBI's taxonomy places the organism in Eukaryota, Metazoa, Chordata, Actinopteri, Cichliformes, Cichlidae. The record is from RefSeq and is a predicted model, not a curated record.